CGGUUUCCGACAGUAAUCGGUCCUUCGCCAUAUGUGUGCAUGGGUAGUAAAUCCACUCGUCGAGAAAAGCAGAGCGGUGCGACGACGAGAAAGGUGAAUGCAAAAAGGCCAACUUGAAGCGUCUUCGGUUAUGUUUGUGUUUGUUGAUGGUUUCUGGGUUUGCAUUAUUAUUCGCCUAACAGGCAUAUUUGCUAUGAUAUUCUUAACAGAAAAAAAACAGUGAUUGGAGAUUAAUGAGAAUAGAGAUCGCAGCAUGCUUCGAAAGUGACGACUAGUUCAAUUACGAGUCCCAAUAGAUUCGAUGAAAUCGUUUUAACCCGCAAGUGUCAAAUUGUGUCAGAAAGAAUACAGUGUGUACUCUGAAUAAAAAACGGAACGAUGAAGACGAAGUGCGCGACGACGAUGAGCGAUAAUAAUCGACAAAAUAAAAGUGCGAUACAGCAAUAACAGCAGCAUCGGCUAAAAUGUUCGGCUAGCGAAGUGACAGUGUAUUAAGUGGAACAGCGCAGGCUAUGUAUUUGUUUUGAUUUUUACCAACAACCAUAACUCUAGCGAUUUGUUGCUGUAUCAGCAGUAGCAGAGUCGUGUACUACAAAAACCGAACGCAGAUAGCAGCAAAGGCGGCAAUGAAGUUAAACGUACUGUGCACUAAUAAAAUGAUUGACUUCAUGCAAGUGCGCAACCAGGAUCGCUAGAUGAAAGCGCCUCCGAACGACAGCCGAUCCCGAUGAGUGACGAACAUGUGAUUCUAUGCGGGUUGGCUAGGGUGGACAUGGCAAUGCAGCACAGCACUAGGUUUCGGCCUAGAGUAAAUAAUCCUGUCGACAGUGCUACAGUUAACCGAAGACUGCAAAGAGGUCGCUAUUUCUGAGAACGUUAGAAGUGAGAAGAAAAAACCCAAAACCAGUGAGCAAAUCCGCGUGCAAGAGCUGUAGUUUAGUGUAGUGUAGUGUCCAGAUCAGGCCGCAGACGGUUUCCAGUGAGGCUCGAGGGAGAAGUAGCAGCAAAAAAUUGGGGACUGACCAGCGUACAAUUUGUGGAACACGCGCUCGCCAGCGUGCUACCACAAGUUCCAGUUGAAAUUCUGUAUGGAUGCGGGAGGUCUCCCAGUAUUUCCGGGCGCUAAUCAGGCAAAUCACCUGAACAGUCUUCAUCUGCAGCAACAGCAACAACAACAGCAGCAACAACAACAGCAACAGCACCACCUGCAGCAAAAUCAACAAUUGACUCUGCAGCAGCAGCAGCAAAUGCAGCUUAUUAACAGCCAACAUUUACAACGGCAACAGCAGCAACUCCACCUGCAACAGCAGCAGCAACAACAACAGCAUCAGCAGCAACAACAACAAGGAGAGCGUCGCCAGGCAGUAUUUGAUAGGCUCAAGCGUCGGAUCGAAACCUACCGGCGGCGGCAGAUCGACUGUACGCCCCGGUUCGAGCAAGCAUUCAGUGGAGUGUGCGAACAACAGGCUAACGAAACCACAGCCUUGCAGAAAAAGUUCCUCGAAGCGAAGAAUAAGCGAGCCCUCAAAAAGGCCGAGAAAAAGCAGACUGAUUUACCACCGCAGCAGCAGCAGCAGCAACAGCAGCAACCGUCCCAAACGACGAUUGCCGGAAAUCUGCAGAGCAGUGUUCAUGUGCAACAAAAAUUCCUAAAAAGACCAGCAGACGACGUCGAUUCCGCCUCCGACUCGUACGAACCACCGGUCAAGCUUCAGCACAACGGUUCCGAGAAUCUGACCAAAUUUUCGGUGGAAAUCGUUCAACAGCUCGAGUUUACGACGUCGGCAGCCAACUCCCAACCGCAGCAAAUCAGCACGAACGUAACGGUCAAAGCGUUGACCAAUGCGUCCGUCAAAAGCGAGGGUCCCAGUCCAUCCCAGCAGCAACAGCAGCAGAACCAGCAGGGACCUGGUCCGGGAGGGAAUGGAGGCGGAGGAGGUAACGGGGGUCCUUCCGGGGGAAACAAUGGUGGCAAUCCAGCGCCAUCCCCACACCUGCACGACCUUGGCCACAUUGUGGACUUCAAGCAGGAACCAGAGAACGAAUUUGCUGAUUUGUCGGCAGCGCUGGAGAAGGAUGCCGCCGCAAACGGACACUUCCCUGGGCUGUCCGAUCUCAUUGGGGACGACACCAAUGAUGACAGCGACACCUUCAAGGAUCUCAUCUCGGACCUGUCCGACUUCCAUUCCGACUUCCUGGACUUCGAGGAGAAACCACCAACACAACAGCAGCCUCCACAACCUCACCCCUCCCAACAGCAGCAACAACAACAGCAGCAGCAACAUCAAAACCCCCACCAACACCACCAGCAGCAGCAGCCUCCUCCGCAGAUGCAGAUGCACGCUCAGCAGCAGCAGCAGAUCGAGGUGAAGCAAGAAACGUGCAUAAAGCAAGAACAUCCCAGCCCUGGCAUGCUGGACAACAUGGGCAUAAAACGGGGCAGUACAGCAACGCAACAAUUCCCCAACGCAUUCAAUGACGGUACUCUCGGUCCAAAACGGGGUCCAUACGGGAACCCACAGAAUGGUCCAAUGUCCGAGCUAUCCCCCGCAGCUCAAACCCUCAAGCACAUGGCCGAACAGCAUCAGCACAAAAGUGCCAUGGGUAUGGGAUUCCCGCGAGGUCCACAGCCCAAUCCCCAGCGACCACCGUACUCAGAAUUCAACCAGUUUGCGAAUCAGGACUUUAUGAACAAUCCGGCCGCCGGUGGUCCCGGUGGCGGCAAUCCCGUGGGCAACCAAUUCCACAAGGGUUCGGUUCCACCAUUCCCCGGAGCGGAUCUCAUCAAGCAGGAACUCUACUCCCCGCAGAGCGAAUUUGAUCUCAAACCCCAGCUGGGUCGCAUGCCGCCGCAGAUGGGAGGUCCCGGUCCGAAGAUGGGCCCAGGACCCGGUGGAUUCAAUAAGCCAAGCCAACAGCAACAAUACUCGCCAUAUGGAUCGCCUGCCGGAGGCGGAACCGUCGGAGGUCCCGGCGCUGGUGGUGGCAUGCCAAACCACGGUAGUCCUCAUGGUCCGGGUUACAUACCGCCGCGUGGUCCAGGUCCUGGGCCUGGAAGCGGAAACGGUCCUGCCGGUGGUGGUGGUGGCCAGGCAGGAACGGGUGCUGGUGGUGCCGGUGCAAAUGGAGCCGGAGCGAAUGGUCCGGGUAAUAAUGGGGUUCCACCACGAGGUGGUGGACCCAUGGGUGGAGGUCCGGGAGCACCGAACGCGACCAUGCUGCAGAUGAAGCAAACCCAGCAGCUGCACAUCAGCCAGCAGGGAUCGGGAGGACACGGAAUUCAGGUUUCCGCCGGCCAGCAUCUGCAUCUGAGUGGCGAUCUCAAGAGUGGAGUCUCGGUAGCAGCACAACAAGGUGUAUUCUUCAGCCAGCAACAUCAACAACAACAGCACGCCCAACAACAGCAAUCAAACCAGCAACAAUCUCAGCAGAACGCACAGCAGCAGCAGCAAGGCCCCGGUGGUCCACCGCAAUCGCAGCAGCAACCACCGAAUGGUGGUGGCCCCAACGGUCCACAACAGCAGCAGCCUCCCAAUCCAAAUAACCCGAACGGAAACCCGAACAAUCCAAAUGGACCCAAUCAAAACAACUCGCAACAACAACCAAAUCAGGCACCUCCAAACUCACAAGGUUCCACGCUGGAAUCCCAGUACACCGUGUCCCAGUCGCAGACGAUCAACUUCACCCAGCAAGCACUGCGGCAACGACAGCAACAGCAAGGAAAUGUUCCCGGAGGUCUAUCCGGUCAGGGUCAGCCAGGCUCGCAGCAACAAUCCGGUCCCAAUGGACCCGGUGUUCCUAACCCGCAAGGCCAGCAGCAGCAACAACAAGGACCACAACCCGGUGUACCAAAUUCUGGCAUUUCUGCCGGUGGAAUGCCCCAUGGAGGUCCCAUGGGUGGUGGCGCUGGUCCGAUGGGGCAGAAUCCGAAUGCUCCCCUCGGAAUGGGCGGCAUGGGAAUGGGUCCUAACGGUGGUCUUAGCGGUCUGAGCUCGAUGGUGUCUAAUUCGAUGGGUGGUCCGGGACAAAUGAUGCAUAACAGUAUGGGACCAGGAGGUCCUGCCAGUGCGAUGGGAAUGCGCUACAUGCAGCAACAGCAAAUGAUUCGGGCGCAAGCUAUGCAGCAGCAGAUGGCCGUUGGAGGCAGGCCUCCGCCUCCGGAUUACAAAGCGACGCAGCAGGGUGGUAAUCCGAACGCGGCAAUGUUAGCAGCACAGCAACAACAAAUACUGCAUGCUUCCAGUGGCCGAUUUCCGGCGAUGCGAAGAAUCACACAACAACCGAUCCCACCUUCGGGCCCAAUGAUGAGGGUGCAGCAUGCAGCUUACAUGCAACAGCAUGGUCACGGAGGUCCACGAGGUCUCGGAGGAUUUGGACCUGGUGCUGGAGGAGCAGGUGGACCAGUUGGUAUGGGAGGAGCGGGUGCUGUUCAGAGACCUCCUAACGUACAAGUUGGUCCGGAAGGUAUGCCAAUGGGUUCCCAACAAGCCGAAUGGAGACACAUGAUUAUGUCUCAGCAGCAGAGUAUGAGCUUUGCUGGAAGUGGCGGCAAUAUGCGAGGAGCUUUCGGAGGUGGCCCUGGAGGUGCAGGAAAUCCGCUGGUCAUGUCGAACGGUGGCCCUGGUGGCCGAAUGGACCCAACGGCUGGCCCAGGUGGUCCCGGAGGAAGUAUGACCCAGUUGCAGAUGCAACAGCAAGCAUUGAUGCGUCAGCAGCAACAGCAGCAGCAAAGCUUGAGCAUGUAUCAGCAAAGCCAAAUGGGCGGCGGUGGGGGCAUGAGUCAAAACCCAAUGCAGCAGAUGAACAUGAUGCAGCAGCAGAGCAUGAUGAGCCAAAUGCAAAUGAGCCAAAUCCACAUGAGCCAAACGCAGUCGAUGGCCAUCCAGCAGCAGCAGCAGGCAAACCAGCAGCAACAAUCUGUGAUGAAUUCGUUCAACAAUCCUGGCAUCGGUCCUGGUGGAGGACCAGGUCCCGGUGGUGGGGGUAACGCAAAUGGAAACGGUAGCAACAGUAAUAACAAUAGCAACAACGGUAAUAGCAAUCCGAACAAUAGCAACAACAGCCAGAACAACGGCGGUCCAAAUGGACCCAACAACAACAACAAUAGCACCGGCAGCAACUCAUCUGUCAUGCCAAACACAGACUUCAGCCUGGAGUUCCUCGAAAACCUACCGGUGGGCGAUCCGAGCCAGUUUAACGCCCAGGAUCUGCUCAGCUCACUGGACAAUGAUAAUUUUAACAUUCAGGACAUCCUGUAGAUGUGUAAAGUUCCGUUCAACUGCAUUUAGUGCCGAUUGAAAACAACAAGCUAAGACGGAAGGCCUGUAAGGCUCGUUUCCAAUGCCUCUCACUACACACUGGUGCGUUGUGAAGCCAAGCUUACAUGCAAGCACGGAAAACAAUUGCGGCAGAAAAAAGUGGUUAUUUAUUGAAACUAAUAACAGCACAAAUCAACAUUUAUAACAAAAAAAAAAACAAGUAGCCGAUCCGUUUGAUUGGUGGUUAGGCUACUACAAUUCUGUAAAUAGCAAAUAAUUUUUUGUGCUGUUGGUACACACUGCUUUCGUUAAAGCCUCUAGCGGUUAGUUUUCUCUUUUACCAAUAGAUAUACAAAGCAGAAUAUACCCUCUAGUAUUUAAGGGCAACACAUUUUUUUGUUGUACGUUACUAUUAAUUUAUUACAAAGAGACAAGAAAAAAAUUAUUGAAAAUCAUGUAAAAAUAUACCCCCUAAGAAGCGUUGUCGAACUGAAAACAGUAAAAACUCUCUCUAACUGCUAGGUUGUUAGUUAAGUAGCGCAAGAACAAAACGUCUAUCGCGCGUCAGGCAACAUUCCUUACUAUGAAUUGACAGCACGCCAUUUAUACGUGCGUGCAGAAAAAUGCCAUUUAUUUCCGUUUUUUUCUAAUUUUUUGGAUUAACGCUUGCAAAUCUCAGCGUGGCCUACUGUGAUACCGAUAAGCCACAGCAGACUCGUGCAAUGCUAUAGUGCCCACACACACACACCUACCCCUAAAUGUAAAGGUGGGGGCGCCCUAGCAAACAAUUCUAAAGCGGACGGAAAAGUCUACGAAACGGUAGUGGAAAAUUUUGACUGUAGCAAAGAUAGAAAAUCAUGUAUACAACAAUGGAACAACAACAAGAAAAACAAAACGUUUAAUUUUACUGACUAAAUGAGAAACGAAACUAUAGGUGAAUAAGCGCCCGGGAACGGGCGGGUUAGGGAAAAGUAAAUCUUACCGUAAAAAUCUUACUAAAUCCAAAAAAAAACAAUGCGUAGCGUUAAAUCAGACUAACAAACACAUGCUAUUUAAUACAUCGUAUAUGCGAAGGCGUAAAUAGUGCGACCUAAAAUUCUCCAUCAAUUGAAAAAUGCUGGGGAGCAAAAGUGGUGGUUUUCAAAAGGGCAUUUUAGAUUUUUCGUUCCAAUUGUUUAUUGUUAUUGUUUAGUGUUGAGUGUUGGUACCAUGAACUUUGAGCAAUUUGAUUGCGUUUUAUUUUCUUGGAGAAUAAUGUACAAAUUUGUGACAGACAAAAAUUUGCUGCAACUAAAACUUUAUAUUUUUAGAAGAAAAAAUAACCUGAAAUGAUGGUUUUUCAAUUCAAUUUUCAAUCUUCAAGAGUAAGAAUGAAUGUCAUAAAUACAUAGUGACUACGAUAUUUUGAUACAACGCUGAACACGACAUGAUUAGCAAAGAGAAGGUAGAAUUUCAACACUAUUUUAUUUUUUCAUAAACAAAUAAUAUGAACUUUAGUUAGAUUAUGUAGUUUUUUUUUAGCGCUCAAACAAAACAUCUUUCGUGCACUAACAGCUUUUGGAAAUAGGAAACUAUUUGUUAGGUACUUACCAAUCAAUUCUGAUAGUUUCUCUUCAUGAAAUGUUUUUCCUGAAAUUCAAAAAAAUUUCAAAACAAUCAAAAAAAUUUCAGUAAGAUACGGGAAAUUAUAUUCGAAGUAAUUGGAAAUAUUCUAACAUUUGCUAUUACCAGUAAAAUUGAAGCACUACAUUGAUUUCAUACUCUAAAUCAACAGCGUCCUAACUUUUGAUUUCAGUGAUAUACUUUAUUAGGAAAAGUCUUUGUAUUUUAUUGUGCUUCUUUUGACGAUUUAGUGACCAAUCACCUAGGAGUGGUAUAAUAAUUUUUUUAAGACAGUGAGAUAGACAGACAGUGUCUUCGAGAAAGUUGUGACAGAUGCUCUAGUGAAUAAAUAAUUUUUUAUUUAUUCAGAAGUAGAACAAACAAAUUCAAAAUUACGACUUGAGUGAAUUUUCCAUACAAAACUAUUUAUAUUUUUUUAAAUAUAAGAGAUAGAAAUUUGAUAUAUUAAAGGUGCUCGUAAAAGCAUAAACAAAAGCAAAGGCAGUUUAAAAAUAAAAGCAUGAACAACAUUUUUAAAAAUACGUUAGGUCUCACUGUCCUAAAAAAAAUGUUUUUAUCACUUCUAGCUGAAACAAUCAUUAAAUCGUCCAUUUUGAAAAAAUGCAAACAUACAAAAAAAAACCGUUUUGAAAUAAAAUAUAUCACAGAAAUCAAAUAUGGGGAUGCUAAUAAUUUAGAGCACGAAAUCAGCAAAACAAAAUACUCUGAGUACUGAAUUAACCGUCCUAUUUUCAUAACUUAAUUUAUACCUCCCGUAGGCUUCAGUUGAUGACGAAAUUAUUUUUGUUCUGUUGAAGUUGUACUUCGAAGUAGCUGAUCCUGUAAACUUCGUAGUAUCUACCACAAAUUGAAACAAAACUUUAUAGUAUAUUUCAUUCAAGAUAUGUUUUCAUUCAGCUCGAGUUGAAUACGGAGUCCAACUUCAUUCAACUUGAAGUUUAAGAUGGUGAACUUUAGAAAAGUUAGAUAAUCAGAAAAGCUCAACACAAAGCGGGCAACAAUUGAAACAAAGUAAGAUGCCCCAACAUUGAAACUAAGCACUUUUCUCUCCCAUUUUUGUGACCUUAUUAAACAGUAGAACCAAAAGUAAAAUCAAGUCUUCAUCCAAUCUGGCAAAACAAUAGCAUAAAAUAUUGCAACUUGUCCCUACUUAGCAAAAAAAACAGACAUAAUCGCAGUCAUUCUUAAAUAAGUUACACUGUAACAAGAGACAAUGUUAAAAAAAAAAAAACAAAAUCAAAUUAAAUCUGUAAUGAAUACUCGGAAAACCAACUGCUCCACAGUAGAAAAAGAUUCUUACUUGAACACAUAAAAUGAAACAAGAAAAUGCAUUUGAAGGCAUAUGACAGUAGCAAAAUAAAAACAAAAUGCGUUGAAAAAACAAACGCACCCUUAUACAGACACACAUACACACACAUCAGCUUCUUUGUACUUCUUGUGUAAUUUGUAAGUAUUUAAAUCGAAACGAAACACUAAAAUCGCCCAUUCGCCAGAGUGGAUGGGCGAUUCAGUUAUUUAUUACCCUAAAAUAUCAAACAAAAAACGCCUAAAUUAAAUUGUAACCUAAAGCUACGUUUAUAUGAGCAGCAGCAACUAAGCGGUCAGGCAUUAAUCCAGAUCGCAACACGGACGGUACUAGUAGAAAUAAUAACAUUACAGCAUUAUUGGUACUAAACUUGAGGAACGUCUCUGUCAUUGGAAAAUCGGAGCUGCUUAAAACUGUGACAUUGGCAUUGAUAAACUAGCACCCUCAAGUCCUCGUCGUGGCAUUAACCCCCCCCCCCCUUUCCCCUUCUCUCUAGUGAAUGUAGAAUUAAACACUUAGCAGAAACCACCUAACUCUUCCUCUCCUUCCUUCCCUUCUCAAGUUUCCACCCAUGUUAUACAGUAGAAUCCAGCAAUGGUUUUCUACUGAAAGAGGUUAACAUUGAACAAGCAAAAAACUAUUACAAACAUAUUCUAUACGAACGAUGAAAGCAAAAGUAUACCCGAAAGAUUUAAUGUUCUUCUGUUCAAGAAGUAGAUUCAGUUCUUGCCUCCUCGUGCUCCCCCCCCCCCCCCCUGGAGAGAGAGGGUCGCAUCGCUUUCAGUUGUGUUGUACAGAAGGUAAAAAAACCUACUCGGUAUUAAAAUUAGUUACUCUAAUUGCCAGAAUGAUGAGAGCGUGCAUGUUAAGAAAAAAAAACAAGCGUAUGAUCGGGAAUCGAGCAUGUUAAAAACUCGUUUAUAAAUAUAUAUACAUAUUUUUGAUAGCAUCUUUUUUAUUGAUAUAAUUAUUAUUAGUGCGAUAGGUUCAGUUGUUUCGAUUGUGUACAUUUUCAAACGUCUUUUAAGCAAUCCGGUCAAUGAUUUAAUCUGUCGCUGAUCGGCGCAGCCGAAUCCUCGCGAUCAGCUGUUCCGAUUCGACAGCAAAAGUGCGCAAGGUGGAGAUUUUUUUACGAACAGAUAUUUUGCCUAUACAUAUAUUUCAAAGGAUUCUUCCCCCCUUUUCCCCCAUCAUUGAUGUAUAUACUUUUGCAUAUGGUUAUUUUACGGUUGGCAAAGUAAGAACAGUUAAGCGGAGAAAAUCAUUCAUUGACGAGAAAAGAAAAAUUAAGAAAAAAAAACAAAGGCAAAUCAAAAACAUGAACAACCAGAAAAAUUUAUUGGAACAAGAAACCAGAAAUAAUAAAAAUAGAUAAUUUAAUGCAA
Molecule: messenger RNA, 9572 nt
Organism: Wyeomyia smithii (pitcher-plant mosquito)
Lineage: Eukaryota; Metazoa; Arthropoda; Insecta; Diptera; Culicidae
Gene: mam
Product: neurogenic protein mastermind
Exons: 6
Coding region: 1089-5258 (1389 amino acids)
Biological process (GO): positive regulation of apoptotic process; positive regulation of transcription by RNA polymerase II; Notch signaling pathway
Cellular component (GO): nucleus; nuclear speck
Molecular function (GO): transcription coactivator activity; protein serine/threonine kinase activity
Source: RefSeq, a predicted model, not a curated record